Messenger RNA from Anopheles stephensi (Asian malaria mosquito), 1574 nucleotides. RefSeq names its product homocysteine S-methyltransferase 1-like. Gene Ontology annotation, biological process: S-methylmethionine cycle. The coding region runs from base 337 to 1314 and encodes 325 amino acids. NCBI's taxonomy places the organism in Eukaryota, Metazoa, Arthropoda, Insecta, Diptera, Culicidae. Gene Ontology annotation, molecular function: S-adenosylmethionine-homocysteine S-methyltransferase activity. The record is from RefSeq and is a predicted model, not a curated record. The transcript has 5 exons.
UUCGGUUGCCCCGCAGCUCUUUGUGUGGGUGUCCACGUUCGGAAUUGGCUAGUGUUUGUCUGGUCUGGCGUGCGGUAAGAUGGUUGUGGGAACGAUCGCCCUUGCCCGGUAGAUUCGGUGCUGGCAGACAGUGACAGUUGGUUCGAGUGGCCAUAGCACGGAGGCAUCGUAGCUGAAUAGUGCGGUCAAGUUAAACGAUACAAACUAGCAGCCCAUUGUGUACGCAAAGCGACACAGGACAUUCACCUGCCUUGCCACCGUCAAGCAGUACAGCGUAAGACAUCGGACAGAGUGGUAAGCACACGGCACAGCAGCAGCAGCAGCAGCAGCAACAUCAUGAGCAACGUAACCGUACUGGAUGGAGGGUUCGCGACGCAGCUUUCGGUGCACGUUGGGAAAAGCAUCGACGGCGAUCCGCUGUGGAGCGCACGGUUCAAUGCGACCGAUCCGAAUGCCGUGUUCAAGACACAUUUGGACUUUCUGGAGGCGGGCGCUGAAGCCAUCAUGACCAACACCUACCAGGCGAGCAUCGAAGGGUACGUGGAGUAUUUGCAUCUGGACGAGGACACGAGCCUGAGCUUGAUCAAAUCGACGGUGCGUGUGGCACAGAUGGCACGCAACCACUAUCUGGCGAAGGUUUCCGGCGCUGAGCGAACCAGCAUUCCGCUGCUGGUGGCAUCGAUUGGACCGUACGGAGCGCAUCUGCACGACGGAUCGGAGUACACGGGACGCUACCCGAACGACGUUACGAUGGACACGAUCCAGAAGUGGCACCGGCCCCGUAUCGAAGCGUGUCUGGAGGCGGGCGUUGAUGUGCUCGGUAUUGAAACAAUUCCCUGCAAGAUGGAGGCGGAAGCACUGCUGGACAUGAUGUGCGACGAAUACCCGACGGUCCGGUUCUGGAUAUCGUUCCAGUGCAAGGACAAUCAGCAUCUGGCCAACGGGGAGCCAUUUAGCGACACGGUCAACUCCCUCUGGACGAAGGCUCGCUUGAGACGUAACCAGAACCUGCUCGCACUGGGAGUGAACUGUGUACAUCCGCAGAUCGUGACACCACUGUUCCGUAGCGUGAACGAGAAGAAGCUGCCCGAGUCCCGCAUUCCCCUCAUCGUGUAUCCCAACUCGGGCGAGGUCUACACCGUGGAGGAUGGCUGGCAGGGCCGGGAGGACUGUGUCCCACUGGAACAUUACGUGCCGCAGUGGAUUGACCUGGGGGCACGAUUUAUUGGCGGCUGCUGCCGAACGUACGCACGCGACAUCAAGCGCAUCAAACAGACUGUGAUCAAUCACGCCAACAGCAAUCAUUGCCAUUGAACGGUGUGAAGGGCAUCACCUCACCGACAGUCUGCCAUCAAACCCAUGACCAAGUGAUUGAAGUCUGUGAAGGGAAAGAAAACGUCCUUUCGCGUGUGCUUUCUUUCAGGAUUUUAUAAGUGUUUUACUUUUUUUCUCAAGACGUUGUGUUAUUAAGUGUAUUAACGUGUUUCUGCUUGUAAUGUACGCGGUGCGUGCAAGUUUUGCUAACGAAAUAAACAUAUGGACGCGAGUUUAAACAAAUUUCAUUCUCAUCGCAA